AUGUCGAUCACAGAUAUUGUGGGGACAGAUAAUCAUGUCGGUGAGAUCAUACCAUCAACGGAUGACGAUAACAGCGUUAAGGUAGCUGAAGAUCAGCCACAAGAGGAGGGAUCCGAUGAAAAACAACAAAAUCAGAAUUGGAUAACUACAAACAAGCCUACUUUGUUAAGUCAAGGCACUGCAACGGACGAAACCCAUUCACUGGAACCCUCAGAGGAUUAUGCCUUGCACUACCUUACACGAUCUGUUGUAAAGAUGAUGGAUAAUAUUGGUUUUUCAACAUGUCAUGAAUCCGUUCUAAACAUUCUAACAGAUCUUUGCAAACGGUACAUGCAGAGACUUUGGAUUGAUUCAAAAGUAUUCGCAGAACAUGCUGGUAGACGAUAUCCCAUCUUUGAGGAUGCAAAUAUGGCUUUUGGAAAACUGAUGUUCAGUGCAGCGGAAUUACACGCAUUUAUGAGGCAGGUCCAACAUGAUCCUCUUGAAAACAGCGUGCCACUUUUCCCAAUUAGGAAAUCUUCGAUAAAUUUGCUCAGUAUAUAUGGACCAGUCUCAGAUAAAGAAUUGGCAGAACGACCAGAACAUAUACCUCGUUAUUUUCCUGCCAUGCAUCCAGAAUGGUGCUCCGAUCAGGGAGUUCGAGCGGCCGAUAUUUUAAUGAAAAGUGUAGCACAGAUACAAGCGAAAAAUAACAAAUGUAUACCCCGUGGAUCGACAGCUAAAGAAUUGGGCUUUGUGCGCCCUCAAAAAUUACCGGCCAGAAAAGUGGCUGAAGAACCAAGUGGCAUUUCAAGUAGUGCCAAUAAGACGACGGGUGCAGCAACAAACAGUGCUACUAGGACAAAGCUUAGAAAGUGGCCAAUGCAUGAACCUGCUAGUAGUUCAAAACACUGCGAUAGACAUCACGUGAAAGAAAACCUUAACGAAAAGGACACACCAAGUAAACCUUUCUCGCAGAGAUCGAUUGGUAUGUUUGGCAUGCCGCCAUCAGCUUUGGUACAUCCGGAGAGUGUUGCGACUGAGAAAAUGAAAAGGAAAAAGAAAAGAGAUAGAGAUCGAGAUAAAGACCGAACUAAAGAAAGGAAAGAAAGGCAUCGUGACAAAGACAAAAAUGAAGAAAAUCCAGGUACGAGUAGUGCUAUUCCGGUGGCGGCUGAAUCUCAUACAAAUGAGAAGGCAAUUAUGAAUGCGAGCUGUUCAACUGACGCUAAGAGUGAUGGUCAAGCGAAAAAAUCAGCGAACCGGCAACAAGACGUUCUUUCCUCAGAACACCAACAAAUAGAGCGAGAUAUGAUUAAUUUGGAGAAUAAUGUUACGACUGAAAAAUCUCUUAUAGAGGAGGAAAAUGUUGAUAAACUUAAGCAUGACCAUUCAGUGGACUUAAGAUUAAAUGAUGAUCACAGUACUAACGAUGCUGGUUUGCAAAUGACUCAAAUAUUGGUACCGCAACAUUCCUCAAACAGGACAUCCCAGUGUCCUAUAUCAAAAAAUUUGUAUAUAUUUGCAAGCGUCGUGCGGUUGUAUUUUGCCUUCAUUGGUGUUGCUGUUUCUGACGCUGAGCAGUUCCAGACCUAUGUCUAUAAGGCAAAUUAUAAGAGUUCGAUUUGUAGCGCUAGUGAUGUAGAAGAUGGUAUUAGGAAUGGCAGUAAUGCUAUAGAGAAAGCAAAGGAAGGAAUGAAGGAUGGAGCUCAGCAAAAUGAUAAAAAAGAUCCAAGCAGAAGCACAGUAGUCGAAAUUGCUAAAGGGAACUUAAAAAAACGCAAAACUGGAGAAAAAGGUUGCGAACGGAAAAAAGUUGCAAGAAAGGCAGCAGUAGAGAACUCUUUGUCAGUUGUUAUUGAUGAUAUCGCCAAAAACUCAACAACUCUGUCUCAGGAUAUCAAGGCACUCAAAGUGGUUUUAUCAAGGCCAACUGGACAGAAAAUAUUCACUGCAUUGUCACCUUCCAGUGGCACUGAACGAGCAGUCAAAGAGGUGGAGCAGAAAUGCGAUUCAGGAAGUGUGCAGGGUGCUGCAAGUAUAACUCCCUCUUCAGUUGAUGAACCACAAAUUGCAGAAAGUAUUUGUGAGAAAAAGAAGCAUAGAAAGGAGAAAGAUCGAGAUAAACACCACAGCAAGGAGCACAAACGAAAGGAUAAAGAGAAGUACAAAGAGCACAAGAAGAGCAGGACUAAAGACAAAGAGAAGAAAUAUAUCAAACCAAGGCCUGAAAAAUUUUGCUUAAAGCGAUCUGGCGAGCAUAUCCUGCGAGAUGAAAUGCCUGCCCCAAAAAUACCUAAACUAAAAAUCCGAUUUGGAUCUAACUCAAGUGGCGUUAAUGCUUCGCCAUCAGUAUCUACAACAUCGACUAUCCUGACCUCUUCUUUGUCGUCUGACCAACUGCAAGUUAUGCAAUCUGCAAAUAAGUUAGAGGAUAGAGAAAUGACAAAUCCACUACAUACAUCUCUCAAAUCUGAUGUAAAUAUUAAGCCCAGAAAACGGCAGCCAGUGACCAAAGCAGAGUUGAAAGCGUUGCCAAAAUUGCCGCUGAAAGCAAGAACUUGUGGAACUAAAGACGUUAAUGAAGGACAUGAAGGACAUUUAGCAAAUGUAGGAUGGGGAUGUAAUGAAUAUGCUUUACGCAUUUCGCUACAUUUUCAUCCUUUGCUAAAGGGAAGUGGACUCACAGGUGGACAAGGACCAGCAGAGAGAGCCCUCAGCCCAGUUAUUUCUAAGGCAGAUAUUGAAUUUGAACAAAGAAAUGUGCAGCAACCGAUGGGUAAGCGUUUGCGCAUGGAUAAUGGGAAGAAAGACUUUCUGGGAAGCUGCUUCGAUCCCCAUGACGCUGUUGCUUUUAAUCCAACCGAGAAAGUAUUCAAAGCCGCGGAGAAAGAAAGAAAUAGUGAAAGUCAUGUCCAAGGUAUGAUGUCAAAAGAUUGGGGACAGUUAGCACCUAGGGACAUUUUCAGUACAUUUUUGACCGAUGAAAGACGGCCAGUGAAGGAGUCCUUAAAGCGAAAUUUUGAAAGAUUUAAAAAGAAACCGGGUCAGGUAAAUGUUGAAGCGGAGUCGGAUUCAAUUAAACCAAAGUUGGGAAAAAAAAGAAUCCAUUUAAGCGUAGGUGUUUUACUAUUUGACAGAGAAAAACUGUUUAUCAGAGACCGAUCUUCAGGAAAGCUGAAGUGCAAAGAGCUAGAAAAAGAAAAAAGAAAGGAGCGACAUCAUAGCAUGGAGAAGGUGAAGGAGAACGGGCGAGAAAAAGGAUCACACCAUGUGCAGAAGGCCCCUGAGAAGGAAAAAGAUCAAACCAAGCGAGACGAGAAAGGUCUGGAAAUAGUAAAUGAAAAGAAAGGGAUGCAGCAAAAUCGACAAAAGGAGAAGGGGAAUGAUGAGAGGAAAAAAAGGGGAAGUGGUGAAAGUGAGAAGGGGAAGGGGAAAGGGAAGAAGAUAGGAAUGGUUGGGAUGAGAUCGGGAGAUAUUUAUUUGAAUAGUUGUGGUGCAGAGAAUGACAAGAAGCAUCGGGAGAAUGUGGAGAAUGUUGGUGGAUCUGAAGAGCGACGUAAGCGGAAGAGUGUCGACAAAGACGAGGAAUAUAGGAAAGGUGCGGAAAAGGUCGCGAAGAAAUAUUCGAAAGAGACGAGGUGCUCGAGUGAAACAAAGGAGAGAGCGAAACAUCAUGACAGAAAAACUGCCGUGGAAGAGAAGGUUAAAAGUCGUGACAAGGAUUUUAGGGAUAAGGAGAAACGAAAAAAGCAUUCAAGUGAUUGGGGUGGAGAGCAUAGCAUUGGAAAAACCAGCAAGGAGGUAGAAAAAGCUCCCUUUGGCAAGGAUGAGGAUUCUGGCGAUUUGAGCAACCUAAAAACGAAUUCCGGUAAGGAUGAGCUUACGGGUAAUGAUACGAACAGUUCUUAUCUUCCGUACGAUGCUGUGCAAAAAACUGAUCGAGUAAUACCCGCGAAAGAACAGCUCUCAAAGCGAUCUAGCGCCGAUAGUGAUGUCUUUGGAAGCAGAUCGUCAACCACUGAUUCGCUAACGAAAUCUUCUGACAAGAAAUCAGCCACUCUGGAUAGCGAUGACUCUUUGGAUACUAUGUGGAUUUGUCCGGAAUGUUCAGUGGCAUAUGUGGAAGGUGCAACUGAUAUGGUCGGCUGUGAUGCCUGUGACAAUUGGUUCCACUGGAAUUGUGUGGGUUUACUGGUUGCACCGCCAGAUGACGUUCCUUGGUACUGUCAAAACUGUGCAAAAAAGAAGCUUAAGAAAAAAGGCGGUUUGAAGAGCUCUACUUCUAAGAAAGGCAAGAAGUGA
Molecule: messenger RNA, 4284 nt
Organism: Acanthocheilonema viteae
Lineage: Eukaryota; Metazoa; Nematoda; Chromadorea; Rhabditida; Onchocercidae
Source: the annotation of a GenBank genome assembly